This is a messenger RNA of Fusarium oxysporum Fo47, 984 nucleotides long. RefSeq names its product pyridoxal phosphate-dependent transferase. Gene Ontology annotation, biological process: biosynthetic process. NCBI's taxonomy places the organism in Eukaryota, Fungi, Ascomycota, Sordariomycetes, Hypocreales, Nectriaceae. The record is from RefSeq and is a predicted model, not a curated record. The transcript has 6 exons. Gene Ontology annotation, molecular function: pyridoxal phosphate binding; catalytic activity. The coding region runs from base 1 to 984 and encodes 327 amino acids.
AUGCACGAUAUUCCAGAGUUUGAGCUUGAUCAAGUUGCUCGCAGCUAUGGUCCCAGAGCGAAGAUCGCAUUGCAUGGGUCAGCACCAUAUGCCCUCUCGCUAGACAACCUUCGAGAUCUCUCCUGCACCAAGCUCAGUCCGAUCGAUACCGAUAUCCCACUAUCUUAUGCCCCAUCCCUCGGAUCGGUCGAGCUGCGCAAACGUCUUGCAGAGAUCUAUUCAACCGACGAAGCGCCAUUGACUGAGAACAAUGUGAUCAUCACGCCUGGGUCGAUCAUGGCCAACUAUCUUGUGCUGAGCACAACAUGCACCAAAGGCGACCAUGUAAUCUGCCAAUUCCCGAACUACGGCCCUUUGUACCUCUUGCCCAAGUAUUUCGGCGCUGAGGUGGACUUUUGGGUUGGGAAAGAAGAGAGAUCGUGGAAUCCUGAUAUUGAAGAGCUCAAAGCACUCAUCAAGCCGAAUACUAAAGCCAUUAUCCUAACAAAUCCGUGCAACCCGACAGGAACGGUUCUCUCUCAAGAGAUACUGGAGCAGAUCCGAGAUUUGGCCAAGAGGCAUAACAUCACAAUCUUCGGUGACGAAGUCUUCCGUCCCCUCUUUCACGACGACACUCCAACUCCGCCAUCUCUUAUUUCGCUGGGGUACAGCAACACCAUCUCCACUGGGUCCGUAUCCAAGGCCUACUCACUCCCGGGUAUCCGUAUCGGUUGGAUAAUCUCACCAAACACAGAUAUCCUACAACGUAUCAUCGCAGCUCGAGACUACACAACUCUCAACGUUUCACGCAUCGACGAUGCCAUCGCUUUAUUCGCCUUAUCUCCCGACGUCCUUCCCAAGAUCGUUGCACAGAUUCUGGCAACUCAAUCAAAGAACAUAGAGCAGUAUGAUCAGUUUGUAACAAGAAAUCCGGACCGAUGCAGAUGGCUAGUGCUGGUUUUAGUGAGGAGGGAGUUGCUGAUUACAAGGGCUAUCUCCGUCUAA